AUGUAUCGCCUAAAUUCCGCAAAGCAGCCGAGGAUCGGGCCGCAGGGUACAGAACGGAAUGCUUGGGGGAUAACCACACAAAACAAGCAGCGUUUCAUCGCCCAUUGUUCCGAUUUCCGACUUCAUUUCGACGAUCGUGAUUGCCGCGAAAGCGCUGAGGAACAACGCGAAAAAGACAGGAUCUUCACUGGACAGGUUCAAGAUCUCUUCGCGACACUCAAGUUGGUGGAGAAGCGUGCAGGCGAGAGGAACCGCAGGAGAUACCGACUUACCAUAUUCAUCCCCUCUCAAAAACGCUUGGGUGAUGAUGAUCAUUCAUGGGAGAAGCUCGAUUGUCGAAUUGUGAUAGAUCUCGUCACUCGAUUGCCGACCCUGCGAGAUCUCGUGUGCCAUACCGGGAAGGACGCAUUGACUCCGAGUUACCAGGCGCGAGCCUUCGCACCCUGUCCCACUAUCUCCAAGAUUUCACGCUCCGGGCUCAAGCGGACAGAUCCUUGUUUCGGCCUGAGGACGGUCCGACACCGACUUGGCCGCUUCUCCAACGAGUCCUCAUCGUGUUUCAUGUGGUGUCGCCGUCAGGAGCUUGGUACUUUGAAAGUCCACGCGGCGAAGGCAGAGAGUCAGCCGGUUAUGAAGUCAACGCGUCUUCAUACCCACCACUUGAACCUACUGAAGAAGACGAAAAUUCAGAUCGUAGGGGCGUGGGUGGAGGCCGGUCUUUCUAGACUCGAUCGACCUUUUUCGUUCCGCAUAUCGCCAAACGACAAUUUAUUAGGACCUUUCCUUGCGAGUUUCUCCAAGGCCACAGCGAAAAUGCCAGACUUGAGACAAGCUGUGUCGUGGUCACGUCUUAAGUGGGAUGUUGAUUGCGGCGACGACGAUGAACGUGAAGUCUUUGACCAUUUCGAACCUCCUGAAAACUUCCACCCAGAGUCUCUGGCUUGGGGGCUAGCAUACUAUGUUCCUAGAGUAGGAACAGCAUUCGCUACAAACCCGGGUGAAGUCAAUUGCGAGGCUCGCCAGAUUUAGUGGAAGGUUGGGGAGUAGCGGCCGGAUCCGGGGAUCCAUCGUCUAUUUCAGCACAUUGGUCGUCAGAGGUAUGGUGAUGCGUUGGAGGAACACUGGCACGAUGAUAAAUUUGGCCAGGGAUUGAUUUGGCGAGGGUAUUUUGAACACUGGACGCCGGAAGGGUAGUGCGGAUGUCUUCAAGCGGUUGUCAUGUAUCACGCGUCCUACGUCGUUGCUAGGUAG
This is a messenger RNA of Dothidotthia symphoricarpi CBS 119687, 1251 nucleotides long. RefSeq lists its product as uncharacterized. NCBI's taxonomy places the organism in Eukaryota, Fungi, Ascomycota, Dothideomycetes, Pleosporales, Dothidotthiaceae. The record is from RefSeq and is a predicted model, not a curated record. The coding region runs from base 1 to 1029 and encodes 342 amino acids. The transcript is spliced from 4 exons.